Aspergillus heteromorphus CBS 117.55 is the source of this 462-nucleotide messenger RNA. RefSeq lists its product as uncharacterized. Bases 1 to 462 code for a protein of 153 amino acids. The record is from RefSeq and is a predicted model, not a curated record. The transcript has a single exon. NCBI's taxonomy places the organism in Eukaryota, Fungi, Ascomycota, Eurotiomycetes, Eurotiales, Aspergillaceae.
AUGUCCGCCUCUGCCCUCCAUAUCCACCUGGAUCCUAACAUCAACGACUCCGGGUACGUCUGCAUCAACAUCACGAUCAGCAACUCCAACGAGACACCUAUCACCCUUCUGAAUUGGUCCACCCCCCUGGACCCCCAUGCAGACAUUCUAGGCGUCUUUGAGAUGAACGACGAAACCACCAAUAAGGCCGUGCAACUGCCCACCCUCAAGAUCUCUCGACGCCUUGCCCCCUUCAUCGACGAUCUUGUCGAAGUUCCCGGCGCCGGCUGCAUCGAAACCGAGGUCACUAUGCCGCGCCUGGCGCUUACCGAGAACCAUGUCUAUUCUAUACAAGCGAAGGGGAUCUGGCAUGCCCUGUGGGAUGGGCCGAUUGAGAGCGUGACGAGCCACCACUUGGAUAAUCUCUCGCUAGCUGAGACUGGCGAGUUUAAAUCGGAUGUCGGGAUUCUGUUCUUGGAUUAG